Molecule: messenger RNA, 3639 nt
Organism: Rotaria sp. Silwood2
Lineage: Eukaryota; Metazoa; Rotifera; Eurotatoria; Philodinida; Philodinidae
Source: the annotation of a GenBank genome assembly
AUGAUUAAUUUAAUUAGGAAAUGCUUUCAUUUACUUUAUAUUCUAAAAAUUCUGAAUUUUUUUUUCUCGUUUUUAGGUGCUUGGAUUAUUACUGGUGGUAUGAAUACAGGAAUUAUGAAACUUGUUGGUGAAAUUGUUCAAAUAUAUCCAAGUCGUUGUCGUCCAAUUCAUUUAAUUGGUAUUUCUACUUGGGGUUGUAUAGCCGGUGUUCAACAACUUGAUGGUCAUGGAGAAAAUGUGUCUUAUCAUAAACCGACUAGUGAAGGAAAAGGCGUAGCUCCUCUCGAACCUAAUCAUACUGAAUUUAUUUUUAUUGAUGAUGGAAGUGAUCGAAAAUAUGGUCGUGAAAUACCAUUUCGUGCUCGUCUUGAAAAAGCUAUCUCAGGAGAUUUUUUUGCAUCACGAUCUACAGUAGCUCCUAAUGUGAUCAAGUCAAAUUUAACACCAACAUCAUCGUUACACCCAGAAUCAUCAGAUCCAAUACCUGUUGUUCUUCUUGUUGUUGAAGGUGGUCCAAAUACUGUUCGAACAGUUCAUGAAGCCGUUGUUGAAAAUAGCAUACCAGCUGUGCUUUUGGAAGGAACAGGUCGUUGUUGUGAUUUAUUUGCUAAAGCAUUCAAUCUUUACAAUGAAUAUCGUCAAGAAUUUGGACUCACCAAAGAAAAUCCACAAUCGGAUAUACCAGGUGCUUUAAGACGUUUUGAAGAAUUAAAAAAUAAACUUCGUGAAGCACUUAAACAAGAACUUUAUGCAAUUAGUGGUGCAGGUGAAGGAUCAGGUGAUGGUCGUAGUAAAAAAACGUCAAAAACUCCAGCGACUGCAGACGAAACUGCAAAAAAGGAAGUUGAUACAACUGAUUAUUUUGAAUUAGUUUAUGAAUGCAUUCAUACUCAACCAACUUUUUUAAAUAUUAUCAGUCUUAAUUCACGGAGUCCAGUUGAACCUGAUAUUGAUUUAGCUAUUUUAGAAGCUUUAUUAAAUGAAAAUUCGUUUGCUUUUUAUUUUAAAGCUACGUCAGGUUCUGAUUCAGGUAAAACAAAUGAUCAACGAAAACAUGAACAAUUUCGUUUAGCUUUGGAAUGGAAUCGUGUUGAUAUUGUAAAAAAAAAAAUUAUGACAAAUGAUCGAGAUUGGGAGAUUAAGACUUUAAAAGAUUUAUUUGAAAUAGCACUCAAUAGAAAUCAAACAGAAUUUGUUAAACUAUUUCUUGAUCAUGAUUUUUCAUUAACUGAUUUAUUUCGAAAUCAUGACAAAUUCCUAUUACUUUAUCAAAAUAGCAUGAAACAACCUCAUCGCAGUUUGCCAGCAUCUAAUAAUCCAUUACAAUCAAUCUAUCAACAAGUAAUUCAACCAUUAAUAGGCGAUUUCUUUAAAAUUGAUACUGCUUCACGAUCACCGAUAUCUGCAUCUCAUACUCGUGUAAAUAUUGACAAUGAUGAUGAUGCACGUUCAUGUUGUUCAAGAUCAUUGGCAAGCCCAAAUAAUGCUGCUGGCACACUCAAUGACCUUGUUGCAAAUUCACCUUUAGAAAAUAAUUCCAAUUAUCAUUUGGAUGUUGACAAAGAACUUUUUCUUUGGUCUGUAAUAGAAGACAAACGUGAGUUUAAUCUGUUAUUUUGGUCUCGUGGCAAAAAUAAAAUCUGUGCUGCAUUAAUUGCUACAUUAAUUUAUAGAAAACGUGCUUCUAAAGAUAAUGAUAAUAGUUAUGAACAAAUGGCUGAUGAAUUCGAAAAUUUAGCUGUACAAAUUCUUGAUCGAUUUUAUCAAGAUAAUUCUCAUAAAUGUAUAAAAGCACUUAUACGACGUAUACCAGCCUAUGGUAAUGUCACAUGGUUACAAUUAGCUGCAGAAGCUGACGCUAAAAAAUUUAUUGCUCAGCGGGCAGUACAAGAAGUACUCAAUAAUAUUUGGUAUGGAUAUAUUAAUCAACAAGAAAGUGAAAAGAAAAUCAUCUUUUCGACAUUUAUGCUUUGGUAUAGUGGUUUUCUUCAAUAUCAAGAUGAAUUAGUUAAAACAAAUAGUCAAACAAAAUUUGAAGAUGAUUCAAAUCGUAAAUCAAAUUUGGCACAACGAGCUUCACAAACAAAACCACUGAUUGCGUUGGAAAAAGAAACAGAUGGUACUCAAAUGAGAUUAAUGCAUGGUGUUGGAGAUAUGAAUACUGCUCCUGUUCAUUUCGUCGCUGUCGGCUGUUGUGAACAUGUAUACGCUGCAAUUUCUCGAUAUUUUGGAAAUAUUUUAAGAUUUCUACGUGCUCCAUAUGUUAAAUAUUUAUAUAACUUAUAUUUUCAUGUGAUAUUUUUAUUACUUUUUUCUUAUGUGUUAUUAUGUGAUUUUUUUCCUCUGUACGAAUUUCAAACGGAUGUAUGUGGAUCAACUAAUGAUCCUGAAAAACAAGAUGGUGAUAAUAAUAGUCCAUCGGUGAAAAAUAAUGAUGCUAAAACUAAUAGUACAGUUCCAUAUGGAUUUCAAAAACAUGAUCGACCAGCUAAUACAGAAUAUAUACUUCUUAUUUGGGUUACGACAUUACUUUGUGAAGAACUUCGACAACUCUUCUCAUUCGAAGCACAUUCAGCUCAUAAAAAAAUAACAGCAUACUUUGAAGUUUUUUGGAAUAAAUUAGAUUUUCUAGCUAUAAUGCUUUUUUAUGUUGGUUUUAUAUUUCGAUUUGUACCAUUCACAGAAUGUUUUUGUGCAGCACGUAUUGCUUUAUCGGUUGAUUUAUCACUUUGGUUUAUACGUUCAUUAGAUAUAUUUGCAGCUAUUAAACGACUUGGUCCUAAACUUGUUAUGAUUGGUGAAAUGGUACAUGAUUUGAAAUUUUAUAUGCUUAUGUUAACUGUAUUUAUUUUGGGAUUUGGUGUAUCAGCUUAUAGUCUUAUUAAUGGUGCAAAUAAAUUUAGUUGGCAUUUACCACGUGACAUUAUACAUCUUGCUUAUUGGGAAAUAUUUGGAGAAUUAAGUUCAUUAAGUAAAUUUGAAAACAAUUACCGACCAACUGGUUAUACGAUAUUUGUUUUACUUGUUAUUUAUAUGGCUAUUGUUAGUAUACUUUUGGUUAAUUUACUUAUUGCAAUGUUCAGUAAUACAUUCGAUCGUCUUCAUAAUGAUACAGAUCGAAUAUGGAAAUUUCAACGAUACUCAUUAGUAUGCGAAUAUUUAUCUCGACCAGCAAUGCCACCUCCAUUUAUUCUUUUUUCUCAUCUUUGGCGAUUUGUAUUAUAUUCUUUAUCACAUUGUACUACAUCACAAUGGUUUAAAAUAAAACAUGAUCAACAUAAAAAUCGAACUAAAUAUCAAAUAAAGCUCGAAGAAAAAUUUGCUGCUAAUAUCGAAAUAGUUGAAGAUCAACUUGGUGAUGAAGUUUAUUAUAAUUAUAUGAAAACUGUUAGAAAAUCACCCGAAGAACAUGAACUUGAUGAAGAACGAGUUCAAACACCACAAGAUAAAAUGUUCAGUAAAAUGGCAACACUUGAAGAUCGAGUACGAAUUAUUAGUAGUCAACAAGCUCAUGUAUUAGAAUAUCUUGAUUGUUUAAUGGAGGGUUUGAAAAUGAUUGGUGGUGAUCAUAUUAGAGUGCCUGAGCGACGACGUUUAGAUCCAGACGAAUCAUGUAGCAUUUAUAAUUCAUCUAAUUAA